CUAGACCCAUCAAUUUAUUUGAAAUGGCUUGCACAAAAAAUGUGGACAACUCCGACAAGCGCAAAGUGGCUCUUAUAACCGGAAUUACGGGUCAGGAUGGAUCUUAUCUAACUGAAUUACUCCUCACUAAGGGUUAUGAAGUCCACGGUCUCAUCCGUCGCUCUUCCAAUUUCAACACCCAACGGAUCAAUCACAUCUAUGUCGAUCCCCAUAACACCAACAAGGCUCAAAUGAAGCUCCAUUAUGGUGACCUAACUGAUGCCUCUUCUCUUCGUCGUUGGAUUGACACUAUCCUGCCUGACGAGGUUUACAAUCUGGCUGCUCAGUCCCAUGUUGCUGUCUCCUAUGAGAUCCCGGACUAUACGGCUGAUGUUGUUGCCUCUGGGGCACUCCGUUUGCUGGAGGCUGUCCGGUCCCAUAUUGACGACACUGGCCGAGUUAUUCGCUACUAUCAGGCUGGUUCCUCGGAAAUGUAUGGAUCCACUCCGCCCCCACAAUCUGAGGAUACUCCAUUCCAUCCUAGAUCUCCCUAUGCUGCAUCCAAAUGCGCAGCCCAUUGGUACACGGUGAACUAUCGGGAAGCCUAUGGGAUGUUCGCGUGCAACGGGAUUCUCUUCAACCACGAGUCUCCUCGUAGGGGCGAGAAUUUUGUGACCCGAAAGAUAACCCGAGCAGUGGGUCGUAUCAAGAUGGGGCUCCAGGAAAAGUUAUUCCUGGGGAAUCUGAAGGCAUCUCGAGAUUGGGGCUUUGCUGGAGAUUACGUGGAGGCCAUGUGGAUGAUGCUUCAACAGGAGACACCAGAUGACUAUGUGGUUGCCACGGAGGAGUCUCAUACCGUGGAGGAGUUCUUGGAGGCUGCUUUCGGUUACGUGGGGUUGAAUUGGGAGGACCACGUGGAGAUCGACCCGAGAUAUUUCAGGCCAGCUGAGGUGGACAAUUUGAAAGGGGAUGCCAGCAAGACCAAGAAGUUGCUGAGCUGGACACCUAGGGUUGGAUUCAAGGAGUUGGUGGCAAUGAUGGUGGACAAUGACUUGACACUUGCUAAAAGAGAGAAAGUUUUGGUUGAUGCAGGGUAUGUCGAUGGCAAGUAACUAGCAAACCUUUUGUUACCCAUUUUUAUCAACUAUUAUCACUACCUUAUAAUGGUCACAAAUAUUACUAUUUCAGCAUGCAUUUACCUUUUCUAA
Impatiens glandulifera is the source of this 1187-nucleotide messenger RNA. RefSeq names its product GDP-mannose 4,6 dehydratase 2-like. The transcript has 2 exons. Gene Ontology annotation, molecular function: GDP-mannose 4,6-dehydratase activity. Lineage: Eukaryota; Viridiplantae; Streptophyta; Magnoliopsida; Ericales; Balsaminaceae. Bases 24 to 1091 code for a protein of 355 amino acids. The record is from RefSeq and is a predicted model, not a curated record. Gene Ontology annotation, biological process: GDP-mannose metabolic process.